Messenger RNA from Fusarium proliferatum ET1, 1686 nucleotides. RefSeq lists its product as uncharacterized. The coding region runs from base 1 to 1686 and encodes 561 amino acids. NCBI's taxonomy places the organism in Eukaryota, Fungi, Ascomycota, Sordariomycetes, Hypocreales, Nectriaceae. The record is from RefSeq and is a predicted model, not a curated record. The transcript is spliced from 6 exons.
AUGCCUGCUACUACCACCAACUGGAAGACCAUUGCCGCUGAGCACCGCGAGAAGCAGCGUGAUGCUGUACCGACAGAAUGGCUUCUCUCAGAGAAACAACUCCAGGGACUGAAGAAUACUGGAGAUGGUGGUGGGAGCAAGCUUAUUGAGUCAAAGGCUGUUCAAAGGUCUGGACUUUUGACGGAGAAGGAGAUUGCUAUCACGGAGAGGCAUACUGCUGCUGAGUUGUUGAGCAAGAUACAUUCUCAAGAACUCUCUUCAGAGGAGGUUACUGUGGCGUUUUCCAAGCGUGCAAGUCUUGCUCAGCAAUUGACAUCGUGUUUGACUGAGAUUAUGUUCAAGGAGGGCAUUCAAAGAGCUAAGGAACUUGAUCACCAAUUAAAGACGACAGGAAAGUUGGCUGGUCCACUCCAUGGAUUGCCCAUUAGUCUCAAGGACUCAUAUCGCGUUAAAGGCCACCAUGCCACCGUCGGAUAUGUUGAGUUUCUUCGCCAACCAAUGCCUGACCACAAUUCUGCACUCGUUGACUUGUUGCUUGACGCUGGAGCUGUUUUGUACUGCAAGACAAACCUGCCCCAGACAAUGAUGACAGCAGAUUCGGAAAACAACAUCUUUGGAAGAACUCUCAACCCUCACAACACCAGCCUCACAGCAGGUGGUUCAACCGGCGGUGAGGGCGCUCUCGUCGCCUUUAGAGGAUCUCCCCUCGGUGUCGGCAGUGACAUUGCCGGCUCCAUCCGCAUUCCAUCCUUAUGCUGCGGUAUCUACGGAUUCAAGCCUACUUCGGAGCGCGUACCCUUUGGAGGCCAAUCAGAAUAUCCUUUCCCCAAGGAUCAUCUCCCUGGUAUUGCACCAGUCGGUGGCCCCAUGGCCAACUCCAUCGAAGAUCUUGAGCUAUUCAUGAAGAUCACUCUUGCUCAACGGCCUUGGAACUAUGAUCCCACUGUUGCGGAUAUUCCCUGGAGAGAUCUCGGUGAGGCAGAUACCAAACUUACUAUUGGUGUGAUGGCUGAAGACCCCGAUUAUCCUCUGCAUCCACCUGUUCGACGUGCUUUAGCAAAGGCUGCUUCUGCACUUGAGAACGCAGGCCAUAAGCUUGUUUACCUCUCUCAAGAUCCUAAGCGAAACGCUGGUCUUGGUGGAAGAAUCGGAUUCCAGUUAUUUAGUAUCAUGGGCCCUGAUCUCGAUACUGUUUCUCGGGAGAUCGGUGAACCACUUGUUAACUCUGUGGCUAUCGCUGUUCAUCCCUUUACCAACGGCAACUUCCCUGUUCCUCCGGAUCUGGACACACCUACGAAGUUGUCUCGGCUGAAUGAGGUGCGCUUUGAGUACCUUAAGGCUUGGCAGCAGACGUAUCGUGACAACAAGCUUGAUGUUAUCCUUGCUCCUGGAGCUUCUACUACGGCUAUUCCUCAUGAUACUUAUGGUGUUCCUAUUUAUACCCUAAUGUGGAAUGUCUUGGAUUUCCCUGCUGGUAUCAUUCCGUUUGGCAACUCUUCCAAGUUUGAAGAUUCCGAACACGUCAAGGCCAAAGCCCCAUUCGACCCUGAUUACAUUCCCGAGGCCACAGACGGUGCACCAACUGCAAUCCAAAUCAUUGCACCACGAUACAGAGACGAGGAAUGUCUCCGAGCAAUGCGCAUAGUUGAUAAGACAAUUAGGAACUCUCGGGCAGAGAAACUUUAG